UCGGUCCUCCCUCAGCUCUUCGGGGCUGGGCUGCCGUCUGACCUCCUCUCCUGGGCCCCUGCUCCAGCCUCCUGCCCAAGCGAGCUGCGAGCUGCGGGGAGGAGGCCAGGCCGCUCACAUAAGCCUGUGGCGGCGGCCGGGCCAGAGCAGGUGCUCGGCCUGUCCCCCAGCACCAACAGCCGGGAUCUCCCGCUGGAGCCCAGGCCUCGGCCGCCUGGCAUGGAGGCGGCCGCGGGAUCCACACGGAAGGGGGAGGAAUCGAGCCCGGCCGGGGCUGAAGGGCACCCAGCUUCAGCUCAACAAGAGCCCGGCAGCCCCCUUCCCCAGCUCCUGCCCCCUGUCGAAGAGCACCCCAAGAUCUGGCUACCUCGGACCCUGAGGCAGACAUAUAUCCGGAAGGUCGGAGACACUGUGAACCUACUAAUCCCAUUCCAGGGCAAACCCAAACCUCGAGCCACCUGGACACAUGACGGCUAUGCCUUGGAUGCCAGCCGUGUGAGUGUGCGGAAUGGGGAGCAGGACUCCAUCCUCUUCAUCCGAGAAGCCCAACGUGCUGACUCGGGUCGCUACCAGCUCAGUGUGCAGCUGGGAGAGCUGGAGGCCACUGCUACCAUUGACAUCCUGGUUAUCGAGAGGCCAGGCCCUCCUCAGAGUAUCAAGUUGGUGGAUGUUUGGGGCUCCAAUGCUACUCUGGAGUGGACACCUCCCCAAGACACAGGCAACGCAGCACUCCUAGGAUACACCGUACAGAAGGCUGACACAAAAUCUGGGCUAUGGUUCACAGUGCUGGAGCGUUAUCACCACACCAGCUUCACGGUUUCCGACCUCAUCGUGGGCAACUCCUACUCAUUUCGAGUCUUUGCUGAGAACCAGUGUGGCCUCAGUGAGACAGCCCCCAUCACUGCUGACCUUGCCCACAUCCAGAAAGCAGCUACCAUUUCUAAGACUGAGGGGUUUGCACAGCGAGAUUUCUCUGAAGCCCCGAAGUUCACCCAGCCUUUGGCAGACUGCACCACAGUCACUGGCUAUGACACCCAGCUCUUCUGCUGUGUCCGCGCCUCUCCCAAGCCAAAGAUCAUCUGGCUGAAGAACAAGAUGGAUAUUCAAGGCAACCCCAAGUACAGAGCUCUCAGUCACCUGGGAAUCUGCUCUUUGGAAAUCCGCAAGCCUGGUCCCUUUGACGGGGGUAUCUACACCUGCAAGGCAGUUAACCCCCUGGGGGAGGCGUCUGUGGACUGCCGGGUGGAUGUCAAAGGUGAGUGCAGAAUGCAUCCCCUCUCUCCACAGCUGAAAAAUUCAGAGCCAAGCCACAAGCCUGCAUGGAGCCAGGCUUGGCUGGCUCCCCUUGCAGGUGCUCUAGGCACUGUCAUCAUCAGGAUGUAUUUGGGGAGGCGCUUUAAUUAUCCAACAUCUUAUUUAUCUCCCAACAUAAUUCUGUAAUAUAGAACGGCUAGUUCCAUUCAGCAAAGGAGAGACCUGAAGCACUGGAAGCUGAUCGGUUUACCCAAGUUUCCCAAAAUUGAUUGAGGACUUGGCACUGUGGUGGAAAGAGCCCAAGCCUCCUGGCCCUCACUCAGAUUGUCUUGAAAGUAUACAGUCUUUGAUUUAGUCCAGGAAAGCUGCAGCUGUUAGGCUUUUAAACAAACCAGAGGGGCAAGUCCUCUGGUUUGUUAAAAGGGAGAAUUGCACAUCCUCUCUACCCUUUUAAAGUAUUAUUCAUCCGUCCAUUCCUGUCACCUUACUUGAAUCUCCAUCAUUGCAUUUAGCGUAUUGUUAUAUAAGUGCCUAUUUACUGAUCUGUUUCUCCAUUAAACCAAGAGUACUGCGAAGGCAGGGACAGUCUGACUUGCCUUUGUCCCCUCCCCCCAACCCAGUGUCAAGCCCAGUUUCUGACACACAGUGGGCACUCUCCGAGUGUGCAUAGCAUGAAUCAGGAAUGAACGGGCCAUGACAUGCCCUAUUCUUCCCCAUGUGGAGACUCCUAAUUAGCACCACAGACUCUGGAGAAACCUGAGAAGUCUAUCCCUUCCCAGUGCUCCACAAGAAGGCUUCCCAGAGAUUUCUGAGAUGUUAACUCUGAGAAAUGUGUGAAUUCUUGCAGCUCCUCACUGAGGCUCCCCGAGAGGAUUAGGGCAACUCUGACAAAGGUAAGGAAAGAGGGACUGGGGUUCUGAAUGGAGUAUUCCAUGCUUAUGGCUAGUGUUGAGUCUGGGACAGAUAUGUAUUCCUGAGCCUCUCAACCAUGCACUCAUGGGUGACUACUUUUCCUUUUAAACACUUUUUUUGGUAAGUUAAUCCUAUCAUCUUCAAGGAAGGAAUUUACCAUAGACAGUACUACUUUUGUCACAUCCUCUAUCUAUCUGUACUUGAGUUGAUGAUAGGUAUUAAACCUAAUGGUCCUCUGGAAAAGGAGUGAUAGCAUCUACCUAACUGUAAGGAGGUUCCAUGGGAGGGAGGGGGCAGGUGCUAUAAGAAAAGGCAUCAAAGGAACAAUCAGGAGUGGUGGAUGGAUGGGGGUCACCACCAGCAAGUGGCAGCAGCAUGGAAAAAAAAAGACAGAAAGCCGCUCCUGUCAACUAUUUCUACUUCAGUAUCAUGAACGUGGUGAGAAACAGAUUCAUUUGCUUGUUUUUCACUUUGAAGUUUAUGGAUUCCUUCCCUUCUGAGAGAAGAAACCACCAUUACCAUCAUGUCAAUUAUAACAACAUGUGGGUAUGUGGUCCCAUGCAGCACAUACUGGCAAAGGGUAGCUCAGACCAUCAUUUAAAACUGGGUAACUCCUUGAGGUUCUUAAUCACUCACGGUAGAAAUGCUGUGUAUGAACUGAUGAGUAGGGUGAAAAAGCAGCUCGUGGGAGAACCAGGGAGACCUGGUUCCCAAUGUCUCCUUGGAUUUGCAGUUCCUGGCUGAUGAAAAUUGAGGAUGAAUACCAUCCCAGAAGCCAUUUAUUUGAGUCCAUCAUUGAUACACAGCAAAUAAAACCCCUCAGGGAUGCAUUAAAGUACAGCCUUUUCAGGAGAGCUCUCCCUGUCAAGUGGCUUGCAAAGACAGUUCUCGGGCCAUCCCGGGUUCCUUCUCUGUGUUAAUGUCAGUGUUAUGUUGGAGUCAGCCUUGUAAGGGGGACUUGCUCUAUUACCUCUCUCUCAGUCAGCACACAGAAACAAAGCUGGGUAAGUAGAGAACUGACAGCACAGGACCCCAGGACCGUGAAGAGGACUGCCUCAGCAUCGUGGAUGUGUGCUGGUUGUCUGCUUGUUACAGCCACAACAUACCUUUUUUUUUUCUGUGCCUUUAGGAAGCCUGACUGUGGCGAGACUGUGUUCUUAAGGAGCUCCAGCACAGCAUCUGGUUUGGACUAAUCUAAAUAAACGUGUGUGUCUUCAGGGCCUAAGUGUCCAUCUGUUUGAGCCUUUCUAUAUGGGAAAACCAUUUAGAAAGUUGGAAUUCUUUAGCCAGAUGGUACGGGAUCUGCAGACCCUCAGACUCCUCUUUUUCCUUAUACCCACAUUCUCUUCCACAGAGAUUCUAACACUGUCCUUUUGUCUAGAGUCUAUGACAGAGCUGAAUUCAACUCUAUCUAGUGCCUGGUGCUGAAAGAGAUUCUGAACAUGACUUGCUCCCUUCCUCUGCACUUUCCAGUAUAAACUGGAAAACAGGAUGCACAUCUAUCACAGAGACAGAGACAGCAGAACACAGAAACAUGUACAUAGCUAAUCAAAGACAGAGCACUAAGAUUUGAGGGCUGGGAGAUACUAACAAAACUGGCACAGUCUCAUUAAGCCCUGGGGAAAGAAAAAAGGUGAGAUGUCCUUGCUUACAUGUUUGUUUUCAUUCUUAUAAUAGGUAAGAUAUUAAAGGCAUUCUGUGAUGGACUCUUCAAAAGAUAGCAACAAUUCCUCCCAUCCUAGGUAGGAUGGGCAUGGUGCUCAUCAUGGUGCUCCACCAAGAGUUAGAGUCAAUUUCCCUUCCCCUUGAACCUGGGCUGACCAUGUGACGUGCUUUAACUAAAAGAAUAUGGUGGAGGGGAUCCCUCGGUGGCUCAGCGGUUUAGCGCCUGCCUUCGGCCCAGGGCGCAAUCCUGGAGUCGCAGGAUCGAGUCCCACGUCGCGUUCCUUGCAUGGAGCCUGCUUCUCCCUCUG
Molecule: messenger RNA, 4139 nt
Organism: Canis lupus familiaris (dog)
Lineage: Eukaryota; Metazoa; Chordata; Mammalia; Carnivora; Canidae
Gene: MYBPHL
Product: myosin binding protein H like
Exons: 7
Coding region: 220-1440 (406 amino acids)
Molecular function (GO): protein binding
Source: RefSeq, a predicted model, not a curated record